ACCGCUGGUACAGUAUUGGUCUACUUGUGGUAUACUGGGCAUGAUCAAGUUUUGUGACGGUUGCAACUUAUCAAGUCAGGCAUCAGGUUGAUUGGGUCGUGUAUGAUAAUAAAUAAAUCCUUUGAAUGUAGGGUGCAGCAUCCAUGAUACAUAGAGAACAAGAGAGAGAAGAUUGGUGCACAAAAUGAGAGCAGAAGUCAUUCAAUGGAGAGUACUGUCAUUAGCAAUAUAUGGAGCUAGUUUAGAAAGAAUAUCUCGGUAGCUGUCAGUCGCCAAAAUGGAAGACUCGCUUCUUGAAGUUGUGGAAGGAGAAGUGGCUAUCAUGAAGAGUGCAUACAAUGAAGAAUUUUUUGACUUGAGACAAGAAGAUCCAUGGAAAGUAUCUCGACCACCUGAGGUAAAAAUUACACUUGGCCCUAAUCGGUCCCAGGGUGGCACGCUGCACUCGCACAUCAAAGUUGUCUUGAGAAUAAAAACAUCGGAGAAAUACCCACAUGAACCGCCUAUUGUUGUAGUGGAAUCAUAUAAUGGCCUUUCAGAUAGAGAGGCGGAUGAACUGGUCCAACAGCUUGAGACAAAAGCUUCUGAAUUUGCACAGAAAGGAACAGUAGUUAUGUUAGAACUUUGCCAGCAUACGCAAAAUUAUCUUGGUGAACAUGCAAGACCUUAUAAUGACUGUAUAUAUGAUGAGAUGGUUGCUGAGCAGGAGUCUCGUAGGAAAGCAAGUGAAGAAGCCAAGAGAGAGAUGCAAAGGCAGCAAGAGAUCGAAGAAGAACAGCAUCGGGCUGUCAUGCAAGAGGAAAUUGCUAGAGUAAAAGAGGAAUUAAAAGCAGAAGAGCUGCAGAGGAAAGAACAAAGAUUUCGUCCAUUCUGUUUGUCAGAUAACAAGUCACAUGGGUCUGAUGGUUCAGACUCUUCAACUCACCGGCGUUCUUUCAGGAUAAAGAGUCGAUCGUUGUCUGAUGGUUCCUCAGAGCAUGGAUCAGGAGAGCUAUCAAAAAAAUCUGCCGAAGUGCACUUCCCUCGAGCAGGAAAGCAGGAACGUGUUGCAGUAUUGAUGGGAUGUUUAAGCGAACGUAAAAUUCAAGGCUGCCGUGUGUUAGAAGCACAAGAUAAGGUGUCUUCGGAAAAAUGUGUUAUCUACAUAUGGCAAAUUAGACUACAAAGAACUGGAAGGAGAGGAAAUCAUGUGAAAGUUGGACAAGAAAGCCAGAUUGAAGAAUUAAUUGGGAAAUUUUCUGGCUUGGAAAAGGAAAUGAGUUCAUUAUUACGCCUCUCACAUAAUAAUUUAGUUCAUUACAUGGGAAUGAAAGUCAGUAAUCAUCCUAAUGAAGGUAUAUCUGUCUCUGUUUUACAAGAAUAUGUGCAGGGAAUGCCUAUAAAAUACUUCAUGGAACUUAACAUACCUAUUCAUCUUCCUCUCAUCAAGCACAUUACAGAAGGAACACUACAUGCCCUGAACUAUUUGCAUCAAAAUAACGUUGUACAUAGAGAUCUUAGAGACUCCUGUAUAUUUCUUAAUGCACACUCUCGACAAGUUAAGAUAGCAGAUUAUGGAGUGGAAAGAAGAAUAGUUGAAGUUGUGCUAGAAUUCAUCGACAUGGAAGUGCCAUCAGCGUAUCCAUUAUCUCCAGGACGAGGCGGCAAGAAGAAUGAUGUAUAUCGCCUUGGCCUAAUAGUUCUCUCACUCUUCCUGGGUCAACGAGUUCAACAGAUUGUACCAACUUUACCACCCGCUCUUAGUCCAGAAUUACGAGACUUCAUUCAGCGUUGCUUGGAACUUAGUGAACAGCAGAGAUGGACAGCAGAAUGCCUUCUGAAACAUUCAUUUAUCUGUAGUUCACCAGAUGAGCGAGAGAAAUCUCCCGAGAAAGAACAAAGAAAUGAUACCUCUACAGGCACCACUGACUCUCAAACAGAGGAUGACGAGGAGUGUUCUGCAGCAGGAGUUGAAUUGACCUCGGAGGUUUCUCUUCAUCUGCCUUCCAACCUUAAAGGAAAUUCCAGAGUAGAUAAAGAAUAUGACUUUCUUAAAUGUCUGGGGAGAGGAGGAUUUGGCUAUGUGUUUAAGGUUCAUAACAAAGUUGAUGGUCAAAGUUAUGCUUUGAAGAGAAUACAGCUUGAUCAACACGUUGAAAUGGAUAGAAACAAAAUUAAUCGUGAAGUGAAACUCCUCUCCUCUCUCAAUCAUGAGAAUGUUGUACGCUAUUACACCUCUUGGAUUGAUGAACUUACACAGGAAGUUGAAGAAAGCACCAGUGUGGAAGAAGAUACAACGGAAUCAACAGCUUCACUAGGUGUAGAAAUUACAAAUAGCUCAAAAGUGUGCCCCAGUUUUAGUGAAAGUUCAGCAAAUUCAAAGAAAGAUGAGCAUGAGCAAUCAGGCCAACAAGAUGAAACUGAUUGGAGCAUCAUUUUCAAUACAAAUUCAAACCAUCCAGGCUUUGCUACGUCAGCAGACUUCGAUGAAGAGAGUGACGACGAUGAUGAUGAUGAUGAUCACUGGCUAAUGGGUAGUCUGAGGCCUUUGAUGAAGGAAGAGGAUGAAGAUUCGGACAACGUCGAGUUUAUGUAUUCAAAGCAAUUAGAAGACGAAACAGACAAUGCAUUGGACAAUAAUGUUCGAGCACAGUCUAUGACUCCCUCUGCCACACAAAAAAAGCUGCAGUUCCUCUACAUCCAGAUGCAGCUGUGCGAGAAUAACACUUUAAGGCAAGCAAUUAAUAAUGGACUGCAUAUAGAUAGUGACCGUACGUGGCGAUUGUUCCGGGAGAUGGUCAACGGGUUGGACUACAUUCACGCACAAGGUCUUAUUCAUCGUGAUCUCAAACCAGGAAAUGUGUUUAUUGACUCGGCUGACCACGUGAAGAUUGGUGACUUUGGUCUUGCAAGAGCUGCUGUCAAAGCAAAGACAACAGGUGGCAUGAUGUCAAAGGUAGACGUAGAAGAAAGUAGUGCUCUGACAGGUCAGGUUGGCACAACAUUUUAUAUUGCCCCCGAGGUUACCAAUGCCAAGGGAAAAGUAAGUUAUACGAGUAAAGUAGACAUCUAUAGUCUUGGAGUCAUCUUCUUUGAAAUGAUUUACCCGCCACUCACAACUGGCAUGGAAAGAGUUAAAGUUCUUUCAGAUAUUAGGAGACCAGAAAUAAGACUUCCUGAUGAUUUACCCGAAAGAAAAUAUACUUCUUGUGCCGAGCUAAUAUCCUGGUUGCUUCAGCACGAUCCACAUUUAAGACCAAGCACAAAGGACAUAUUGAAAUCACCUCUUUUGCCACCCCUUACAGCUGAAGAAAAGAAGUUCGUAGAAACACUAGAAGAAAGAUUGAAAAAUGUUAGGUCAUCUAACUACCAAGAAAUUCUGAACUUGCUAUUCAAGCCUUCAGCACGACCAGAAUUGGAAGCAACCUUUGAAGUAAACCGCGAAGAUACUUCAAAUUACUGGGAUUACUGGAAGCGUGAUUACUUACAGUCACUCUUUGUAGCAAUAUUCAAAGUCCAUGGGGGAAUAUGGAUACCUACUUCUUUUUAUAUACCCAAAGGUUCAUUUUACAAUGACAAAGAUAACUUGGUAUCACUCAUGGCACAGAAAGGGGAGCUCAUAUCUGCACAAUUUGAAUUAAGAUAUCCCUUUGCUCGAUUUAUUGCUCGUAGUAAGAUCAAGUUUAUGAGAAGAUACUGCAUUGAUCGUGUCCAGCGUGCUUGUAAGGUAUCUGGAAUCCAUCCUAAAGAGUUUUAUGAAUGCGCAUUUGACAUUGUCUCUUCAAAGAGAGAACUACCAGAAUCUUUAGCAAGAAUCAUGCUUGUUGCUCAUGAUAUAAUACAACAGAUUGUUCUGAGAAGUAGCGAAUUUGUUUACAUCCGUGUGGGUCACAUGGAUCUAGUUCACGUGAUCCUGAGUUACUGUGGAAUUGAUGAAGAGUUGCAUCCAAAGAUCAUCUCACUUCUAAAGGAAUGGAAUGCCAAGCGAAUGAAUAUUGAACUGUUUAUUGAUUACCUCUAUGACCUUGAAGUGGAAAAGUCUUCAGCCGAGUCACUGAAAGGGUUCCUUUACAUAGAAGGGCCAUUAGAAGAGAUUAUAUCAAGUCUUCAAAGUAAAGGGUUAAGUUCACGCCGCAAGAUUCUUGCAUCAACUGUUAAACAGGUGCUGGCUGACUUGUUGGAGAUUAAUGAGGCUUCUCAUAUCAUUGGUGUCAAGUUUGACAUCAGACUACAGCCUCUCAUGGUAGCUGAUGCGAAUCUGUAUUCUGGCUUCAUGUGCCAGUUUCUGAUGGACGUACCUAGGAAAGGGCGUAUCAUUCGGGACCUUCUAGCUCAAGGGGGCUCAUAUGAACAUCUGAUACUUCAACACAGGAAAAAACUUGUGUCAACAAAGAAGAAUGGAGAACAACCCACUGCUGUAGGAAUAAGUCUGUUUUUGGACAAGUUUUAUAGUUGCAUCGAUGAUGUUACUAAACUUAUGGCUACUGGUCGAGGAGAUAUAUCCCAGAUUGUGGCUGGCCUUGGAUGUGGAUCUGGAGUGAUCAAUGUGUUGGUGUGUGGAAUAGGAUUGAAACAGUUAAGAGAACGGGUCGACAUAGUCAGCAAACUGAGAGCAGCAAAUAUCACAGCUGAUCAUUGUCACUGUUCGGACCUUAAAGAAGCAGAAGCAGUGCUUGAGGAUUUGCACGUUUCAAACUCGGUAAUGCUAACCAGCUCGGAUAAAGCAGAUAUUAGGAUGUGCUGUGAUCCUACAGGUCGCACACUUGAGAGGAAAGUUGCAUUAGAAAAAGUAGCAGAGUUUAUUUUGAAGAAUUUAGGAGUGGGUGAUACAGGAUCAUCAUGCACCUUUUCUCGAAGUGAUUCAAAAGCUACAGGUGUGAAUAACCAAGAGGAGUACCAAUUAAAUAUUCAAUACAUAACAAAGAAACAGUCAAAGAGUAAAGAUGCUCCAAAAUUAGAUCAGCAGAUCAACAAAGAUGUGCAGAUGGCUCUAAAUUCUCGAUGGCCGAACCUUUUGCCCAACACAGUUGUUGAUGUUUGGCCUGUAGAACUUGACAAGAAAGCCCUUCUGGCUCUUGGGGCCCUGGAUUUGGACACCACUGUCAAGAGUUUUAACGAAUCUGUGAAUGAUGUAAAAGCUUCAUUUACCGAACAAAAAGAAUACAUAGAUGAGAUCUGCAAACUUCUACACCGCAAGAUAUUUCCCAGAAAGAAGUUGGACCGGUGUCCUCUUAUUUUGUACAGUAUAUCGUCCAAUAUUUGCAAGAGGAUUAUUUGAACAAUUAGUUAAAAUGUGAUGUCUUUUAGAAACAAUUGCUUUUCUAUUUUAUUCAGUGUGUAUUUCUCCAUUGAUAGUAGAGCAUGUACAUAAAUUCAAUAAUUCCCGAUACAGUUGUAUUAGUAAAUAGCAUUAUGGAAUUUGUUGGUGCUCAUCAGGUAACAUAAGCAACUGUGAUUAUCUAUUCAAGCUACAGGAGUUUAGUUUUUACUCAGAAACUCAUAUUUUAGCUUACAAAUUUGCUGAAUUUGGUUUUUAAGGUUAAAUAAAAAUUUACCACUUUUUCUAAAAUGUAAUUGGUAUCUUGUAGUAAUUUAAAUGUUGAAGUGCCAUUCAUUGUUUCACACACAUUUCUGGGGAUUUUUAUGAUAUAAGUAAAGAGACUUGUCAUGUUGUAUGGAACUACUGUAUGUUAGUUUAUAAGGCAAGUGUUGAGUGAAGGACACGUGAAGCUUUAAGAAAACUUUCUGCGACUGUGGUAUUAUUCAUAGUUUAGCAUAAUGAACAAGUGGUGCAAAAUUUAAUGUAAAUCCAUGAUGUUUUGCAUAGUUUCAUUUGGUGAAGUGAUUUAUUGUUACAGUGAUAAACACACCAGAAUGGAAUGAUACCGUCUGGAUCGGUCACACUGCAGCCGAUAAUAUUUUGUCAUUAAUCAUAUUUAUAUUAUUGCCAAUAAUAGAACACACAUUUGUGCAUAUUUUGAUACCCAAAUCACUUGGAAAAGUAAAAUUCUAAUAUAAAAAUUCAAUUAAAAUAUUUUAA
Messenger RNA from Procambarus clarkii (red swamp crayfish), 6019 nucleotides. Lineage: Eukaryota; Metazoa; Arthropoda; Malacostraca; Decapoda; Cambaridae. The record is from RefSeq and is a predicted model, not a curated record.